AUGAGACGUGCACCAGGGGCUGACGGCGGCGACGUCAUGCGGCUCUUGGCCUCACUAGUGUGCAGCUGUGACAACACGGCUCUUCCUGCUGUAGGAAACCUGUUCUCAGAGGAUUCACCAGUCACUCCUCGUCACAACUGCUCCUUUAUGAUGCGGACGUGUGGAGCGAUACAGGACCAGGCGGACCACUGCUCUGGACCCUCAUUUCAGAAAAACCACCAGCCUCAAAACCCAAAACAGUACACUGGCACAGGUCUGUGCCCACGCAGACACCUCUUUCCUCCGUGCCCACGCAGACACCUCUCUCCUCCGUGCUCACGCAGACACCUCUCUCUUCCGUGCUCACGCAGACACCUCUCUCCUCCGUGCUCAAGCAGACACCUCUCUCCUCCGUGCUCACGCAGACACCUCUCUUCCGUGCUCACGCAGACACCUCUCUCCUCCGUGCUCAAGCAGACACCUCUCUCCUCCGUGCUCAUGGAGACACCUCUCUCCUCCGUGCUCACGCAGACACCUCUCUCCUCCGUGCUCACGCAGACACCUCUCUCCUCCGUGCUCACGCAGACACCUCUCUCCUCCGUGCUCAAGCAGACACCUCUCUCCUCCGUGCUCAUGGAGACACCUCUCUCCUCCGUGCUCACGCAGACACCUCUCUCCUCCGUGCUCAUGGAGACACCUCUCUCCUCCGUGCUCACGCAGACACCUCUCUCCUCCGUGCUCAUGGAGACACCUCUCUCCUCCGUGCUCACGCAGACACCUCUCUCUUCCGUGCUCACGCAGACACCUCUUUCCUCCGUGCUCACGCAGACACCUCUCUCCUCAGUGCUCACGCAGACACACACUGCCUGGAACAUGUCUCUAGGUUUUAGGUCCUAUCCGUGUCCAUGUUCAUCUGAGGCGACCGUAACAGGACUGAUGCUGUUGUCAAAAGCAGAAAUAAGGUUCAGAUUCCAGAUAGUGCUUUUGUGA
This is a messenger RNA of Knipowitschia caucasica, 969 nucleotides long. The record is from the annotation of a GenBank genome assembly. NCBI's taxonomy places the organism in Eukaryota, Metazoa, Chordata, Actinopteri, Gobiiformes, Gobiidae.